AUGUUUUUGAGACUAUAUUCAGCCAGAUCAUUGGUGGGAAGGCGAGUAAAUCGUCUGCAUUGGCCCUCGGUUUCUAGGGUUAAGAGAUAUGUAUCUUCUGAAAUUCAGCAAAAGGACGUACAGGCAGGUGAAUCCACGACUGCAACAGAUACUGGUAUAAUCCACAAGACUGAGGAGGAGACGCUGAUUUACUUCGACAAUGUAUAUCCGAGAGCGACAUCGCUUUGGAGUCCUGCUCAGUGGUACAAUCUGUUGCUUACGAAUCAGUCAAGAGACGCUGUAAGAGAAAAGAUUAAGAACUUUGCGAGUCCGCCAAGCAACCCUGUCUAUGGAUUAGAGUUGAUAUCCUCAAUCCCCGUGAAGAGAGACGGGGGCGUCUUUGCCACAUUUCUGGUACCACCUCAAUACACGAAAGCUCAAGUUAAUGCCAUGAUACAACAGAACACAGCCAAGGAAUCGAGCACACCGGUUCUCUCUUAUUUUACCAAAGCAUCGGCCUUUCCAGUAAAGGGAUACCCGUGGAUUGAAGACUUGAAGAGGUUGCCAAAUAAGACUAUUCUCAUAAAGUUUCAAGGGCCUGCCCUUACCGAAGAAGAAAUAUAUUCGCUAUUCAGAAGAUAUGGCACUAUUUCUGAUAUUUUUCCUGCUAGUGGUAGUGACAACUCCGCCAGAGUCAAAUACAGAUCUUUUAGGGGUGCGAUAUGCGCCAAGAAUUGUGUUUCAGGUAUCGAAAUUCACAAUACGGUGCUACAUAUUCAAUAUGAAAGAAUCGCACAAGGUCACCUGCUCAAUAACUUUUUUGUGAACCAUACGAGAAUAGCCAUUCCAGUUGUAAUCGCUCUCCUGUCUAUCGUUGCCGUUUUAAUUUUUGAUCCUAUCAGAGAGUUUUCUAUAGAGCAGAAGAUUACCCACAGAUAUUCUAUAUCCUGGGAUAACCAUUGGUUAAAACGUAUCAGAAAAUUAGGCUCCUCAACAAUGUCGCAAUUUAGAAAUUAUUGGUAUUCUGAAGAUUCUUCUCAGUCGAAAAAACACCUAUGGGAAGAACGUAUAGAAAAAGUGAACGAUUUGAAAAUGUGGCUAGAGGAGAAUAAUAACACAUUCGUCGUUAUUAGAGGCCCUCGUGGCUCUGGGAAGCAUGAACUCGUUAUGCAACAUACACUUUUGGAGAGAGAAAAUGUCUUAUAUUUGGACUGCGAUAAGUUUAUUAAGUCGCGUACUGACGCCAAAUUUUUGAAAACUGCCGCAAGCCAGUUGGGAUAUUUCCCAAUAUUCCCAUGGUUUAAUUCCAUUACUAAUGUAAUCGACUUGAUGGUACAGGGUUUAACUGGUCAAAAGAGUGGUCUUUCUGAAACAAAAGAAGCACAGUUUAGAAAUAUGCUGACAACUUCUUUGAUGUCAAUAAGACACAUCGCUCUUAAGGGAUAUAAAUCUAGUGUCAAAGUGGGUGAAGAUUUGGUCAACGUGAAGGAAGAAGAUUAUUUGCAACAACACCCAGAAGAGAAGCCAGUUAUUGUCAUCGAUAGAUUCACGGGCAAAUCUGAAAUAAAUGGAUUUGUUUAUAAGGAGUUAUCCGACUGGGCAGCCAUGUUAUUGCAGAUGAACUUGGCCCACGUUAUCUUUUUGACUGAAUCUGUAGCACCUAAUCAGCUGCUUUCCGAAUCUCUGCCAACUCAAGUUUUCAAAACUUUGAUUCUUUCUGAUGCGUCUAAGGAAAAUUCCAAGAAGUACGUUUUAGCUCAAUUAAGAGAUCAAUUGCAUAAAGAUGAAGACAAUGAUAACAGUCAAAGCACUGAAAAAGAGGUCUUGGCGGACAGGACCACCCAGGAGAUAGACGAAGCGUUGGAUCCACUAGGUGGUAGAAUGUUGGAUCUGCAAGCUUUUGUAAGAAGAGUCAAAUCUGGAGAAGAGCCCAAAGAGGCCCUCGAAAAAAUGGUUGAACAAGCUUCGGAACAUAUAACACAGAUCUUCCUGAGUGAUAAGGUGGAUUCCUUAAAGAGCGCCCAGGCAUGGGAACUGAUUGAAAUGUUAAGUAAAAAGCCGAAGAUAUCUUUUGAGGAGAUUGUAUUCAAGCCACUUUUCAAAGCAGCACCCGAAUUGGGUAUUACCGAGCUCGAAAACAAUGGCCUGCUAGGUGUUUCAAGAGACAGAGGUGUCAUCAAAGAGAUUCAACCGGCUAAACCGUUAUUUAGAGCUGCAUUUCAAUAUCUUUUGAAAGAUAAUGAGUUGUCGACAAUUCUCAAAACGCGUUAUCUCUUGAGGGUUGUAAGCUUCGAAACGGGCAGAAUCAAAAAAUGGGAGGAGGAGUUGCGACCACUUGGCAAAGUAGAGGACACAAAAUUGUUCAAAAGUAGGCUGAAUUAUCUUUCGAAAAAGAUAGAGCUAAGCAGUAGCGUCAUUGACGAUUGCGAGGCACAGAUCAAACAGCUCUCGAAGCGAUAA
Zygotorulaspora mrakii is the source of this 2439-nucleotide messenger RNA. RefSeq names its product Yme2p (gene YME2). The coding region runs from base 1 to 2439 and encodes 812 amino acids. The record is from RefSeq and is a predicted model, not a curated record. NCBI's taxonomy places the organism in Eukaryota, Fungi, Ascomycota, Saccharomycetes, Saccharomycetales, Saccharomycetaceae. The transcript has a single exon. Gene Ontology annotation, molecular function: RNA binding. Gene Ontology annotation, cellular component: mitochondrial inner membrane.